This is a messenger RNA of Aspergillus uvarum CBS 121591, 402 nucleotides long. RefSeq lists its product as uncharacterized. The annotation marks the transcript as partial. The record is from RefSeq and is a predicted model, not a curated record. NCBI's taxonomy places the organism in Eukaryota, Fungi, Ascomycota, Eurotiomycetes, Eurotiales, Aspergillaceae. Gene Ontology annotation, cellular component: mitochondrion. The transcript has a single exon.
GUUCUUAAAAUACCUAUCCCACAUGUUCUGGCUUGGAGUUCCACGUCCAAAAAUGACGUCGGGGCCGAAUACAUCUUGAUGGAAAAUGUACCCGGUGUUCCAUUAAGUAAGUUAUGGGAUCAACUUGAAGUUGGUGCAAAGUUCAGGAUUGUCCAGAGCAUUGCGACUUAUCAAGAAAUGUGGUUAAAUAUCUCUUUCUCGCAUUAUGGAAGCCUAUAUUACAAGCACGAUAUUGGAUCAACGAGUCCAAGCCUUGAAUACACCGUCAAAUCAGGAGAAAACAUUGCGGACGAUCGCUUUACGAUUGGCCCUUCGGUGAGUAGACAGAACAGUGAUGACGGAAGGCUCAUGAUGGACUUUAAUCGGGGUCCAUGUAAGUUUUCAUAUUGUUCACAAUCUUGA